AUGGCGGCCUCCGGCGGCGAGCUGCUCGUCGGGCUCCGGCUCAUCAUCCAGCCGUCGCCGAGGAAGCAGCUGCCCACAGUCCUGAGGAAGUCCGCGGUGAGGAUUCCGCCGGCGUCGACGUCGACGAGCGCAGCCAAGUGCCACGACAACGGCGGCCGGGUGUUUGCGGGACUCGAGUUCUUGAAGCGCUGCUCCUGCUGCCACAAGGACCUGGACGCCACCAUGGACGUCUUCGUGUACAAGUACCUGACGAGCGGGCCCAAGGGCCACCGUGUCCAACUGAGCCACGUUGGCUGUCCACGUAAGCCAAACCACCCUGUAAAACCACCACAAGGUGUAUUUUAA
Messenger RNA from Miscanthus lutarioriparius, 345 nucleotides. NCBI's taxonomy places the organism in Eukaryota, Viridiplantae, Streptophyta, Magnoliopsida, Poales, Poaceae. The record is from the annotation of a GenBank genome assembly.